CAACUUCCGGCUACUCAGGAAGUUGUGGAGUUGUUUCCGGGGCGGUCGGAGGAGUAGGACUCAGAUGGGUCGUAGCCGUAGUCGCUCCCCGCGGAGGGAGCGUAGGCGAUCCCGGUCCACAUCCCGGGAUCGAGAAAGAAGGCGCCGAGAAAGGUCCAGGUCCCGGGAGAGGGAUCGCAGAAGGAGCCGCUCAAGAUCCCCACACCGAAGACGCUCCAGGUCUCCAAGGCGUCAUAGAUCCACAUCUCCUUCCCCUUCUCGACUGAAAGAAAGAAGAGAUGAAGAGAAGAAAGAAACUAAAGAAAUAAAGAGCAAAGAACGUCAGAUUACUGAGGAAGAUUUGGAGGGUAAAACAGAGGAAGAAAUAGAAAUGAUGAAAUUAAUGGGAUUUGCCUCUUUUGACUCCACAAAAGGGAAGAAGGUAGAUGGUUCUGUGAAUGCCUAUGCCAUAAACGUGUCUCAGAAGAGGAAAUACAGGCAGUACAUGAAUCGGAAAGGCGGAUUCAACAGACCUCUGGAUUUUAUUGCAUAAGACUUGAGGUGUUGGAGGAUUUCCUCCCGUUCAUCUGGGUCAGAGAGUAUUUUAUAUUUUGUAUUUCAUACACCUCAAAACAGGAUCUUGGUUCUUCCCUCUUGUAAAGUAAGAAAGUCUUAUUUAUGACCCCGGUGUACCUGUUUCCUCAGGAGGUAGCGCACUUGCCGCGGUCCUGCAGUGCUCACAGCCCAUUUGUCUUGCUCCUUUGAGUCUGUAUGUGCUUUCUUCCUGGAUGCUGUUAGGAGUUCUUAAAAACUGAAAGUGACGUAGAUGUGAGUUUCUUCAAUAAAACAGUAUUUCUACCCAUUUUAAUUUA
Messenger RNA from Chionomys nivalis (European snow vole), 851 nucleotides. RefSeq names its product small nuclear ribonucleoprotein U4/U6.U5 subunit 27 (gene Snrnp27). The record is from RefSeq and is a predicted model, not a curated record. Gene Ontology annotation, cellular component: precatalytic spliceosome. NCBI's taxonomy places the organism in Eukaryota, Metazoa, Chordata, Mammalia, Rodentia, Cricetidae. Bases 65 to 532 code for a protein of 155 amino acids. Gene Ontology annotation, biological process: RNA splicing. The transcript is spliced from 6 exons.